AUGAGAAAUAAAAUUGUUCAAAAUAUUAUAGAAACCAAUUCAAAGAUUUCUAUAUUAAUUGAUGAAUCAACAACAAAUAGUUCAUCAUCUGGUAUGAUUAUUUAUCUCAAAGCCUCCAUAUCAUAUGAUUCACCUGUUUUUAUAUUUUUGGAUUUAAUUGAAUUGAAAAGUCAAACAUCUAUAAACAUCAUAGACCAACUACUUGAAUGUUUACAUCAACAUGGAUUUACUGAUAUUUAUUUAAAAGAACAUUGGAUAUCAUUUGUCACAGAUGGAGCCAGUGUUCUUUUAGGAAAAACUAAUGGAGUUGCUGCACGCUUAAAAGAAAAAUUUCCAAUAAUAUUUAGUUGGCAUUGCAUUAACCAUAGGUUAGAAUUGGCAGUUAAUGAUGUGUUAAAAGAUAUUACAGCAACCAGCUAUAGAACUGUAAAAGUAGUUUGGAAGAUGUAUCCAGCUUUAUACAAACACUUUAAAGAAGCUUCUGAGGAUAAGUAUCGUGAUCAAAAAACUAGAUCCAAGUAUAAAGGUCUUUGUAAACGGUUGGAAAGCUUACAAUUUCUUUCAGACUUGGCACUUAUGUGUGAUGUGUUGUCUGAAUUAUCUCAACUGUCAUUAGAUUUGCAAAGUCGGGAUGCAACUUUGAUACAAGCUGAUAAAAAAAUUAAAAGAACUAUUAGAGUAAUUGAUUCUUUAAAAACUAUCAAUGGUGAUUAUUAUGCUGAAGCAGUCGAGGCUAUCGAACAAAUGAUGUUUAAAGAUAUCCCUUUAUAUAAAAAAACAUGGCCAGCUGACGUAAAUAUUCGUUUUGGUGAACAGGAAGUAAAACGACUUUGUAACAGAUUUCUUUUAAAUCAAGAAAAAACAUUAAGAGGAUUAAGAAUAUUAAUCGACGAAGAAACCAAUGAAAUUGAAGAACUAAAUGAAAUAAAUAAUUUGAUAAAAACGAUCCCAUGUUCUACAGCAGAAUGUGAACGUGGAUUUAGCUUAAUGAAUAUUAUUUGCACUGACAUACGUUCAAGAUUGACAAUUCACAAUAUUUCAAAUUUGAUGAUGAUUAACAUUAAUGGUCCACCAUUGAGUAUAUGGGACCCUGAAGACUAUGUCAAAAUGUGA
Melanaphis sacchari is the source of this 1113-nucleotide messenger RNA. RefSeq names its product E3 SUMO-protein ligase KIAA1586-like. Lineage: Eukaryota; Metazoa; Arthropoda; Insecta; Hemiptera; Aphididae. The transcript has 4 exons. Bases 1 to 1113 code for a protein of 370 amino acids. The record is from RefSeq and is a predicted model, not a curated record.